Messenger RNA from Pomacea canaliculata, 1746 nucleotides. Its product is annotated as hyphally-regulated protein-like. Gene Ontology annotation, molecular function: metal ion binding. The transcript has 5 exons. The record is from RefSeq and is a predicted model, not a curated record. Gene Ontology annotation, biological process: superoxide metabolic process. Bases 48 to 1379 code for a protein of 443 amino acids. NCBI's taxonomy places the organism in Eukaryota, Metazoa, Mollusca, Gastropoda, Architaenioglossa, Ampullariidae.
GGAACAACGACCCAACAGCGUUUGGGUAGAGGGACAGGUCAGACAAGAUGGCGCAGGUGAGUGUAGAGAUGUUGCCGGGGUUCGUCUUGGUUGCUUUUCUCGCGCUGGGGAAGGUUGCAGGAAUAGAUAACUGCAACACUCAAAGUGCGCUGUGUUCAUUCAGCCAAGGACGACUCUCAGGUGUCAUGGUCUUCUUCGAGACGCAGGGGUUUGGCUGCGGUAGCUUCGGAAACGACGAGAGUUUAGUGGUUGGGAUCGAUCUUGAAGGAUUCGACACCCAGGAUGCGUUCACAUCCCAUAGUUUCCGGGUCAAGACAUACAUGGGCUUCGGUCCAAACUGCACAGGAAUGGGUUCUGACUUUGGACAAGGAUUAAGAGGCGCUGACCUGGGUGCUUACCCGGAGAACAAGGAUGGAACUCUCCGGGUGGCAAGUGUCAAGAUUCCGGGUGGACCCACACUGAUUGGACAAAGGUCCAUCGCAGGCCACUCUGUAGUGGUGUUAAAAGGUACGAAUGUAACCUCCCAGAAAACUCCACCGGAAGUACUGGGCUGCUGCGUUGUGGGCUUUGCUGACCUCGAUAAGCUGAGCCAGGGAGACAGCAGUCCUUCAACCUCGUUUACUCCCAGCACCUCUGAUCAGCAGCCUUCCAAUCUCAAGGACCAGGGCUCCAGUGGGCCCCGCCAAUCCUACCCUCCCAACACCUUCCGGUCCUCAUCCGACCCUAACUCCAAUCUGCCCAUUGACCUGUCCUCAAAGACGUCCCGCAUCGACUCCAUCCUUCCUUCCAGCAUUCAGAGCAACUUCAAGGCCCCCGAAGCACCCCGAUUUCAAGACAUUUUCGGUCUGCAGGGAGGGGAAUCUCCUCUUGGCAAAUCCGGCUUUGGUAGCGCCUUUGGGCCCAGCCCCGACAGCAACAAGAACAAGUUCUCAGAUCUGUUUUUUAAAGACACGGACAUCCGCAACUUCAAAAAGGACGCGACCAUAACAGCGGAAGAGAAGAAAAGCCUAAAGGAAAAUGCGGCAGACGACACAAGUGACAAAGGUAAGGGCAGAAAGGGCUCCGGUAGGCGUCGCGGCGACGGCAGGUCCCAGUCUUCUCGAGCGGCAAACGGCGACAACCCGGACAACGGCAACUACUUGUCCUCCAGACCUUCUCGCUUUGGCAACAGGUCUGGCAAGUCCGGUGGGCAAGCGGCCGACAGUGGUUCUUCAGACCAGAGCGGAGCUGCUGACCCGCCCCCUGCAGGCCAGCCACAGGCUCCCUCCGCACCUGGCGGAUCUGGAACCAACCCACCUGUAGGCAACAAUCCAGGUACCCCAAACGAGGGCGCCAGCGGAGGAAGCGGAGUCAACCCAGCACCUCCUGUCUCUGGAUGAAAUGAACAAGAAGCCAGCCACUUGACAGUAGUGUAAACAACAUCAAAGUAGAAAAUUUCAGCAAGUUUUUAUCUCUGAGAUACAUGAUCUGACGACAGGUUUCUGGGCUUUGGUUCUGCUCUCUGGUAUCAAAGAAACUUUCUUGAUUGCUUCAUGUCUUGAUUUAAUUUCACCAAUGGCUUAGUUACAUCAUACCUCUACUUUAGGUUAUGACAGAGUUCAUCAGCGCAUUUGCUGGUCUGUACUAUCACCUGACUCUACAGACAGAUGACUGGGUUCUGUCUUCAGCAUAGGUUGAACCAUACUGUAACACUGUCGUGGCCAAACCUUGAAAUAAAGAAUGAGUAAUAAUAAACAGUUUAAUAAU